GGGGUCGCACUGUGCAGGAUGUGAGGCAGAUGUUGUGAUCUUGCACGCAUCUCAUCAGGGAUGGACAAGCGGCUCGCUCUGCUGUACUUUCCUCUUCAACAUACAAAUUACAGCAUUACUUAAAAAUAAGAAGUGUACGUUACCUAAAACACGGCACUAAAAAAAAAUAGUUUGAAAGCCAUAAGUAUGGCCUUGGAAAGGAUAACACAAAAGGACUGGUACAAAAUCCUGGGUGCAAAGCCAUCAGACAGUCCAGGAGAACUAAAACGGAAGUACCAGAGACUUGCUUUGUUAUAUCAUCCAGACAAACAGCAGGCAGAUGUGCCAGCAGGAGAAAUGGAGGAGCGUGUGCAGAGGUUCAUCGAAAUUGAUCAAGCGUGGAAAAUUCUAGGGAACGAAGAGACAAAAAAAGAGUAUGACCUGCAGCAGCGUGAAGAUAAUCUGACAAAAGAAUGGCCACUACAUGCACAGGUUUAUCUUGAGGAUAUGUCCUGGAAUGAAGAUGAACGAUGUUACACUCUUUCAUGCCGAUGUGGUGGGAAUUAUGCAGUCUCCGAGAGUGAAACCAAAGAUGUAUCUUUGGUUUGUUGUGACACAUGUUCACUUGUUAUUGAGAUCCUUCAAUGAUUGUUCCGUCAUGCACAUUGAGUUACGAACUUUAAAAAUGUUGGACAAACAGGACAGUAUCCUCUAAGGGAUGUAUGUUAAAGAAAAGGGGGAUGCUGCAAGAACAAGUUCAGGCAGGAAUUAAGAGAGGAAAUAUGCCUAUUUACUUAUUUAUUAACAUAACUCUGAGGAUAUGGUGCUUGUUGUUUUUUUUUUGCUUCUUUUUCAACUAAAGAUCAAUUUAUUAAAAAAGAACCAGAACGCUGUUUUGUAUAACUGGACUGUAUCUCAUGAUCUAAAUGACCUUUAUUUCCCAGCAACCAGCAAAGUAGCUUCUUUCAGUCUAUCGGCUGCAGGUUGGGCCCUACCUCUUAAGUUAAAUCCUUUUGAAGGCUCAGGUGACAAAAUUUAAUCAGGAGGCAUACAUAUGAGAAUGCUUUGAACAUAAUGAGUAAUAAAGCACAUUAAUGGGAAAAAGGAACGUUUUCUAUUUCUGUGCUAAAUAUUUUAGUCACCUUUAAAAUCUUUAAAGGACUAAGCCUUAGAAAGAGGUGACAGAGUUGCAGAUCUAGCAGGCACUGUACCACGUAGCAGGCACACUGCCGAUUCACUGUACUAUACAGUGCAUCUACAUUAACUUUUCAAUUUGGACCAGUAGUAUACUUUAGAAUUGACUUCAUCCAUCAUCUGAAUGAAUGCAGUCUUCAUUCCAUAGAUGAAAACUAACCAGGAUUGUGUGCUUUGAUCCCUGCUGGAAAUAUACCGGCUCAAACUAGUUGAAGAAAACCCUACAAACCACAUUUGGGUAAAUGGGCAGCAGAUCCUGAAGCCAGUUGUUACUCUUGUUUCAAUCCUAGUGUGCCACAAUACUUAUGAAGGUAGAUAUAACUUAAGUGUGUUUCUAGGUGUGUGAUAAUAGUGCAUUGCCACCUUCAUCCCUUGUUGUCAGUCAGUGUAAACUUUGUUUUGUAGGAAAAUACAAAACUUCAAAUAAAUCCAAGCACUUACUGUGAAUAACCAGA
Messenger RNA from Anas platyrhynchos (mallard), 1628 nucleotides. RefSeq names its product DnaJ heat shock protein family (Hsp40) member C24 (gene DNAJC24). The record is from RefSeq and is a predicted model, not a curated record. Lineage: Eukaryota; Metazoa; Chordata; Aves; Anseriformes; Anatidae. Gene Ontology annotation, molecular function: ferrous iron binding; ATPase activator activity. Gene Ontology annotation, biological process: positive regulation of ATP-dependent activity.